AUGCAGUACGCUCAUAUGUUUGGGAGCCGACCCGUUGAUGUUCCUGCCGUGAUAGCGCAAGAAGCCCAGCUCGUGUGGAACGUGCUUCCCAUUUGCAUCCGUGCUGCUGAGCGCAACUACUUCGCGCGUCCAUUGGUGGCCAUUCAACGAACUCGCCAAGAGACCGUAGCGUGGCUCCGAGUUCUACUACAAGAAAUCGAACUUCACGACGCACAGCGCCAGGACAUCAUAUUCUGGAUGACAGUGCCUUAUCUUUCACUACCAUCUUCCUGCUCGGGGCAAGUGCUCGAGUUCUUGUUUCCAUCUGUGCUGCCCACGACAAGCGUCGAGCUAGUCUUGCAGUCUCCCAGUUGGAUUCUAAGCGACUCUGACGAUGAUGAUGUUGAGUUUGAUGACCUUCGGCAUGAUGAGAACUUCGAAGCUUUGAAGAGCCGUAGUGAGCAAGAGCGCAAGCUCUUGGAUCAGGUUCAACAGAUGUGCGGUGAGUUCAUGUGUUCCAACAUUCGUGCGUGCGGCCACAUCCAUUUUCUUCGUCAUCGUCAGACGAUCUGGCCAGUUUCAGUACGCGAAACAGCUGUACGAUGGUCACUCUGA
Molecule: messenger RNA, 594 nt
Organism: Symbiodinium natans
Lineage: Eukaryota; Dinophyceae; Suessiales; Symbiodiniaceae
Source: the annotation of a GenBank genome assembly